GGCCAGAGCAUAGCGGAGCGCGCGGGUGGGUGGGUGCUCGGACGUGGCUGGCCGGGACUUUGCCCCUGGGGAGACACUCCUGGUCCGGGCGCAGCUCGCUCAUGGCUCCCAGGGCAGCAGCGCCGGGAAGCGCCCGGCCUCGGCCCCAGCUGGACCGGCAGUUUCUCCAGCGUUUUCUGAAGAUCCAAGAAAUUUUAUUUCCUGCAUGCUGCUCCAAGAAUGCACUGAUGUUCCUAACCUUGCUCAUGGUUGCUCUGUUGGAGCAGCUGGUCAUUUAUCAGGUGGGAUUGAUUCCCAGCCAGUAUUACGGAGUUCUGGGGAACAAAGACUUCCAUGGAUUCCAGCAAGUGACAGCAGUUGCACUGAUUCUUAUUCUACUGAACGCUAUGCUGAAGAGCUUUGACCAGUUCAUCCGCAACCUGAUGUAUGUGAGCUGGAGGAAGACUCUCACAGAAUACCUCCAUGGCUACUACUUUCAGGGCCAGGUGUAUUAUACCUUGAAUAUUCGGCAUGAGGAAAUCGAUAAUCCAGAUCAAAGAAUCAGCCAGGAUGUGGAGAGGUUCUGCAAGCAGCUGAGCUCCAUGGCCAGUAAGCUCAUCAUCUCUCCCUUCACGCUUGCUUACUACACCUAUCAGUGCUUUUACAGCACUGGCUGGAUGGGCCCAGUGAGUAUUUUUGGAUAUUUUAUCAUGGGCACAAUUGUUAACAAGAUCCUAAUGAGCCCCAUUGUUUCAAAGCUGGUGCAGCAGGAGAAGCUGGAAGGUGAUUUCAGGUUUAAGCAUAUGCAGCUACGAGUGAAUGCCGAAUCCGCUGCUUUUUACAGAGCUGGGGAAGUUGAGCACAUGCGAACCAACCGCAGGCUGCAAAGCCUCCUGCAGACCCAGAGGGAGCUGAUAGGCAAGGAGCUGUGGUUGUACAUUGGAAUCAACACUUUUGACUAUCUGGGCAGUAUCCUGAGUUAUGUGGUGAUUGCUAUUCCCAUUUUCAAUGGAGUUUACGCUGAUCUGGAUCCAGCAGGACUGAGCUCUUUGGUUAGCAAGAAUGCCUUUGUCUCUCUUUACCUCAUUGGCUGCUUCAGCCAGCUCAUUGACCUUUCCACCACUGUGUCUGACGUAGCUGGCUAUACACACAGAAUUGGGGAGUUGCUGGAGAUGCUGCUGAAACUUUCCAGGAAGCAAAACGACUGUGACUCGCCAGGCAAAUGGGAAUUCAACAGCAUUUCCAAAGAGGAGGUGGUCUCAAGCGACACAGCUUUCCUCCUGGAGAAAAUCUCUCUCUCUGCUCCCUCUGAGAAGCUUCUCAUUAAGGAUCUAAACCUGAGAGUCACACAAGGGAACAAUCUACUGAUCACCGGGAACACAGGGACAGGGAAGACAUCUUUGCUGCGUGUCCUCGGUGGCCUCUGGGAGAGCAAGCAGGGGGAUGUCCACAUGCUGACUUGCUUUGGCCCCCAUGGGGUAGUUAUCCUGCCACAGCGGCCAUUCUUCACAGAUGGGACCCUGCGGGAACAGGUGAUAUACCCUCUGAAGGAAAUCUAUCCAGUUUCGGGGUCUUCGGAUGAUGAAAGGAUUCUGAGAUUCCUGGAGCUGACUGGGUUGUCUGAUUUGCUAGCAAGGACAGGUGGUUUGGACCAGCCAGUGGACUGGAACUGGUAUGACAUUCUGUCUCCAGGGGAGAUGCAGAGGCUCUCCUUUGCCCGACUUUUCUAUCUCCAGCCUCAGUAUGCAGUGCUGGAUGAAGCUACCAGCGCACUCACAGAGGAUGCAGAGGAUGAGCUGUACAGGAUCUGUGCACACCUGGGAAUGACUCUGGUCAGUGUGGGACAUCGCAAGAGCCUGGAAAAGUUUCACGGUUGGCGUCUGAACCUGUACGGAGAAGGUAAAUGGGAGCUCAGCAGAAUAAAGAAAGACUGAGCCACUCCCUGACUUGUCAUGGACAACAGCAAAAAAGAAUGCAACUAAGGCCUCAGCUGGGUCACAUACCAAAGUGCCUUGAAAUAAACACACCUUUUACAGGAAGCAUGGAUCUGAAAUAUUUCAGGACUUCAAAGCCAGCAGGUGCAUUAAGGCUUCUUUGACCCAAAGGCCUCCAGCUUAUACUGUGAAAGAGCAGGGGGAUUUAAACUCCUUCCCUCCACACCUUGCCUUUCUGUAUAAAUGGCUACCAGUCCAUUGUUCUGACUGCUGCGUCUCUCGCUCAAGAUCUCUCCCAGGAGGAAGGAAGAGGCCUUUGCUGCUUCCAUCCUUGCAACUUCUUUAAGUGAAUACAACUUUUAAUAACGUUGAAGCAGUGCUGGCAGUGAAUGGAGCAGGACCCUGCUCAUCUGAGACUGAGAAGGAUGCAUUUGUUUCAGUAUUAGAGCUUCAGCCUCGUUGCCACAGCCAGGAGCCUCCGUGUGGGAAGAUCUCUGUCUCUGUUGUGCUCAGGUUACUGCCUUGCCCUUGGCUGCCCACAAGUGUGAAAAUACAUGUCUGUUUUGGAAGUUUACCAGAAGCGUAUAUUAUACACAGAUUCCCCCUUCACCCGAUGAACCUAUUUUUGUUUAAAUAAGCAUUCAUUAAGGAGCCUGAAAGUGCUGGGGAUCUCAGCCCUUCAUACCACAACAGUGUACUUCAGGCUUCCUCAACCUCGGCCCUCCAAUGUUUCUGGCCUACAACUCCCAUGAUCCCUAGCUAGCAGGACCAGUGGUCAGGGAUGAUGGGAAUUGUAGUCCCAAAACAUCUGGAGGCCUGAGGUUGAGGAAGCCUGGUGUACUUCCUCCACAUCUUUAGUUUCCAUGGAGGCUCAGCAUUUGAACCAGCAGAGCAGUUAGAAGGCAUGUGAUUGACAAGGCUGCAAUACAUUCAGUAAUAUUACAUGCAGUAAUUAAUACCUGCAGCUGAGGCAGGUGUCCAGACGGACCUCACUGAAGUGUCUUAUUGAGAUAGAUGGAAAUGCUGUCUAGCAGAGAAUCUGUGGGCUAAUGCCAACUGCAAGGGCUACUUUCUUUGGACUGAUUUGGACUUUUUUAUUGGAUUAGAAUAAUAAAAGGGAAGAGUGACAUGAAAGACAAAGCUUGAAAA
This is a messenger RNA of Podarcis muralis (Common wall lizard), 3062 nucleotides long. RefSeq names its product ATP binding cassette subfamily D member 4 (gene ABCD4). Lineage: Eukaryota; Metazoa; Chordata; Lepidosauria; Squamata; Lacertidae. Gene Ontology annotation, cellular component: peroxisomal membrane. Gene Ontology annotation, biological process: long-chain fatty acid import into peroxisome; fatty acid beta-oxidation; very long-chain fatty acid catabolic process. Gene Ontology annotation, molecular function: long-chain fatty acid transmembrane transporter activity; ATP hydrolysis activity; ABC-type transporter activity. The record is from RefSeq and is a predicted model, not a curated record.